UUGUUCAAGGUUUUCAGAGACAAAUUAAAACAUGUCGGAAGCGGACUCGUUUAACAUAUCUGACAGCGGGGACCCUCUGGAGCUUGGUCGGGGGUCGAGCUGUUCCGUUAGAAGUAUGUCCAGGCGAUCCACACCCGUGCUGGCGUCGACACCAAAUAGACGAACACCAUCUCUUAAAGGAAGCGCAAAAUUUAUGAGAUCGUCAUCGUCCUCGAGCCGAGUAGCGGAAGCUGAAAAACUUGCAAUCAAAAAUUUACUUCAAAGUCGUCUGCUGAUCACACAAACCGGAUAUGAAGACGAUGACGAUAUCGAUAUGUUUGGAUAUCAAAAUGGACGUAUGUCACGUGACACAGAUUAUGAAACUGACUUGGAAAUGGACUAUGACGAAUGGAUUGCUGAAGACACCAACGAGCUCAAAGAAGACGCAUCAGAGGAGAAAAAAUACAUACAUAUGUGUAAUCAAACCGGCGAGAUCCCUAUAUCAUAUUUCCUUAGACACCUCAAAGACACGAAGUUCCGCAUGAGAUACCACGGCCUUGGUCCGAUGGGAGCUAAAGCCAUAUCAAUGCCAUUAAAGGACAAUCAUUGUAUUGAAGUGUUGGAUUUGGAAGGCAACUGGAUACAGAAAGAGGGUACCAUGUAUCUUACAGAAAUGAUCAAGGAAAAUAUGAAUCUUACGGAAGUUAAUAUAGCCGAAAAUCGAUUAGGUCGAGAUGGGGCGGACGCAAUAUGUGAAAUGUUAUACAAAAAUGAAUCUUUAAAAUCACUGAAUAUGUCAGGUAAUGAGCUUCAUGAUUAUGGUGCAUCAGCCAUUUGUGAUAUGCUAAAGAAGAACACAACUUUAAGACAUUUAUAUCUCAGCAACAAUAAAUUCGAAGAGAGAGCGGCUCAGUCUUUCAAGGAAGCUUUGAGUCACAACGAAACUCUCUUAACGUUAGACAUAAGCUGGAAUCACUUUAGAACAAACGGUGCUGUGGCCUUAGCGGAAGGUGUUCAGGAAAACUACGGGUUAAAGAGUUUCAAUGUUUCAAUGAAUGGAUUCAGUGAAAUGGGUGCAGAAGCACUUGGAAGAGCGCUGAAACAUAAUCGGGGCCUCACAGAACUUGACGUAAGCCACAACAGAAUAGCGGAACAUGGUGCUGGUCAUAUCGCACUUGGCCUACAGACAAAUGAUGUCCUUAAAGUACUCAAGAUUGGAUUUAAUCCAGUGGGUGAAGAUGGUGCUAUGGCUUUGAUAAUGUCAAUUUCUAAAAACGAUCAAAGCGGAAUGACAAGACUUGAUUUAUCGGACAUAUUUGUGUCCAAGGACUUCAAGGCGGUGCAAAACAAGCUUGAGUCAGAGCGUGCAUUCACUGUCAUCCAUGCAGGUGUUAUAAUGGACAAAGACGAGAAGAAGCAAGGAGGGGAGAAAGAGAUCCUGGAAACAUUCCGCAGGAACCCGUAUGAGAAACUGAAGAAAUACGUGAAGGCAUCGGGGUAUAGACUUAUCGACCUCUUUAAAGACUUUGAUAAAGAUGGGAGCGAUACGAUAACGAAAGAAGAAUUUAUUAGAGGUCUUGAGUUGGCGGGUGUUGAGAUAACGAAGAGUGAAAUAAUCCAGAUUAUUGACCAGUUAGAUAUAAACGGAGAUGGAAUGAUUGAUUACUAUGAGCUCGUUAUUGGUGAUAAGGAAUACCGGAAGUCAUUGGUAGAAGCGGAACAGUGCCCGGAUGACCGCAAGGUCCAGAGAGACCACAACAGAAUACAGAGGGAAAGAUCUUUGUUUAUGGAUGAUAUCAUCAACGGUUGAAAUAUAUUUUUAUAAAAAGGCGAUCGUUUUUCUUUAGGGCUGAUAUUCGUAACGAUUGAAAUUAAGAUAAUAAAAUAUAGACAGUAUAGAUUAGGAUAUUGAGUGAACGGAUGGGAACUUGGUAAUUAAAUAUGUUAUUUUUUCCGGGAUUUUGACAUUUUGGAAAUGUUCGUUUUUAUAAACUUACGAUAUACACAGGACUGGACAGUACUAGUGUUGCUUAACAUUGUUCUAUAAUCGGGUAAAUGGUAUAUAUAACUAACCAGUCCAAACAUGGGUGGUUCUCAGUGCUACUUGUUUUGUUCAUAAAAUUUCAUUUGUUUUGCUAUUUACCGGUGCACAGUUAUAUUGUGUGAUCAUUUCACACGUGUAUUUUGCAUAAUA
Mercenaria mercenaria is the source of this 2173-nucleotide messenger RNA. Its product is annotated as leucine-rich repeat-containing protein 74B-like. The coding region runs from base 32 to 1789 and encodes 585 amino acids. Lineage: Eukaryota; Metazoa; Mollusca; Bivalvia; Venerida; Veneridae. The record is from RefSeq and is a predicted model, not a curated record. Gene Ontology annotation, molecular function: calcium ion binding; protein binding. The transcript has 12 exons.